UCUGGCACUGUCAGGCCACUGGCAUUUGCUGUAUUUUUUUUACGUUGCGGGAAGGCGGUCACCCAUCCUAAUCCCUCCCGACUGGGCAGUACCUUACUCCAUCGUCACCCUUCACGCUUUUCAAAGCUUCAAACUCCACAGACCGGCGAGUCAUAGACGAAGGAGCUGUCGUCAAUUCAACAGCGAUGACUUCGUCCAACCUUGCCGCGGCCCAUUUUGGUCGCCAGCCACCACAUGGUUCUCCCCAGCCAAGUAUGCCGCCCGCAGCCGAUCGAGAUCCAACGCCUGCGGCUACAAAUCCCGAUGCGAAUGCGCCAAUACAAAUUUUGAAUCAACGAGACAUCUACCGCGACGAUCCUCACGCUCACGAUGUUCACUCUAUGCCCUCGCCCCCUACCGUUUCCCCCCUAUCCACUCCGGCGGCAACCCAAAUGAAUAUUGGCGAUAAUGACGAUAUUCCGGAUCUCCCUACCGGAGCUCUACCACCUACUAAUGGCGCCACCGAUUCUUCUUCGGCCGUCCAGAUAGCCUCUGUUAAUCUUGGAUUAGCUACCGACAACUUUCCCAUGAAACUUGGUCAUGCCCAAUUACAAGACCAAACGCCCCUAUCGCGCAACCAAGUCCAAGCCGUUGCGACUACCGACCCCGAGCCGACGAAUAUGGACUAUUCGUCACGUACCAUGAACUCUAGCAUGAGGCAUAGUCAGGGUACUAUCGAUCCAAAUGCGUACAUGAUGAACAUCUCCCAGGCUCCCACACCUGUCUUUCAGAAUCCAGGUCCUUCCAUCGUGGCCCCUUCUGAAGUCUCGCUACAGGCUUCGUAUACCCAGGAAAGCGAUGUUGUAACAACCAGCGGUGACCAUACAUCAACUAGCGCGAGUCAGAAAUUAGAGUCGUUUGCCAGAAUAGAAUUUGCCGACAGUGUAUUUCAGAUGACCACCUACGCUGUUAUCAUUGGUCGCGACCAAAGGGCCAUGGACCAAGCCAGGAGAGACGCAAAAAAGGAGUUGAACUAUAAACGGAAAGUGGAAGAGAAUGCAAGGAAUGGGUUACCACCCCCCACGCCUCUCAACUUUGAUCGAGGUAAAUUUAGUAAAUCCUACGUUAGUGAAGAAGGCGGUAUGCUAGGUCCCGAGUCCGACGGAGAGGAUAACGAACAACCAGCCAGGAAGCGCCGGCCGAGUUCCUCGCAUAGAUCUCAAAACGGUGAUGAUGAUGCCCAAAGCGAUCAUGUUAAAUCGAAUAGGCAAUAUGUCUCACAUACCCCUGGAGCGGCUGCGGUUGAUUUGGGCACCUUGCAGCCAUCGCCAUCUCACAUCCCCUUCGUUGGUAUCCAUUCGCCCGGGCCAGAUAUUGCGAAUAAAACACGCGGCAUAUCAAGACAACAUCUCAAAGUUGAAUUUAAUGAGAAGAGAGGCGUCUUCGAGGCCGUUGCCCUCCACAAAAACGGGUUCUUUUGUGACGAUAACCAUUACGGACUCGAUGAUCCGGUUACCCUUAGGAGUGGAGAUAGGCUGCAAAUUAAAGAUGUUGAAUUCAGGUUUGUUGUUAAUGGCGUUCAACUAGGCAAAACUGGCGGCGAGGAAUACCACGAGGAAGAAACAUCGAGUAAACGUAUGUCUAUUGGAGGCAAGGAGAUGAGUUUUGAUUUUGAGCACUCGGAUCAUGAGAACUUUCGGGAUACGAGCGAGGAACUAUCGGAUAUUGAAAAUGUGCCAACCCCUCCUGCCGGGUCCGCCGGGUCCGAUGAUGGUGAAGGAGACCAGGACGAAGAUCAGGAAGCGGUCGACGCGCAAUCUGACGAGGCAGAUGAGCCGAUGGCUGACGUGACCGAAUCAACUGGCAUCCAGGACAUGGCUCACCCCCAAUUUAUGACUCCUGAUCUUCCCAAGCGUCGAGGCCCGGGGCGACCCCCUAAGGAUGGUAUCAUGUCGAAGAGAGAGCGACGACUGCUGAAGAAACAGAUGCAAGAAACCUCUAAGAAGACUAUACCCCAAAUUCCUCUAGAAAUACAGAGCGAGAAGAUAAAACGGCCAGUGGGUCGUCCUAGGAAGAAUCCUCUACAGGAGGAAGGGGAGAAGCCAGAGAAGAGGAAAUAUAACAAGCGGAAGCCGAAAGAGGAUGGCGAAGAGGGCUCUGAUGCAGAUAGACGUGCGAGGGAGAAGAAAGAAAAGAAAGUCCGACCAAAAUCUCCGCCGUUGGAACUUCGAAAGGAGGACUUCACUGAGGAACAACUCCAGAAGCCGACGAAGAAUUACGGUGUUUUGAUUGAUGAGGCAUUGACGAAUGGGCCUCCGGACGGACUGACCCUCAAGCAGAUCUAUAAACGGAUUAUGUCCAAAUAUCCUUGGUUUUAUUUCUCUGCUGAGACAAAGGGGUGGGAGAGCAGUGUUCGCCAUAAUUUGAUUGGAAACGAAGCCUUCAAAAAGGCCGAGGGUACUGGAUUAUGGUCUCGCGUUCCUGGUGUAGAGCUGGACGCUGGAAAGAAGCGCAAGCCGACUUCUCCUGAUCGACAACUUGGAUCAGCACAUCUACACUCGCAUAUGCCGACGCAUCAACAGUACUACCAGAACGGUUCUUACAUGCCAGCGAACAACCACGGGUACUCUCAUAACAUACCCAACUACACAGCCGACCAUAAACACUUACAAACAGGAUAUCAACCUCAUGGCCAGUCUAACCAAACCCUUUCUACCCCAUCCUCACAACCGCUCGCCCAGCAAGUAUACCCGUCACAGACUCCGGCACCUGCACAGUUGCCUGCUGGGUACCUCUCCAGGCAAUCUAGCAAUCCUCAACAGAGUACCUAUAGCUCACCUUACGCAAAACCACCUCCUCAAGUUAACCCUCCCAUUAAAUCAGAGGCUGCUGCUACGCCCAACCCUCAGACAUUGCCUACAAUGCCAGUACAACAGCCCGCCGUACAGCCUCCAUCCCAAUACCAGCAGCAGGCUGUAUCAAAUGUUCCUGAUAGUACGACACGGCCGCCACUAUCACCGGAGAUCGAGAAAGCUAUCGCCCAAUUCAGAGCAAACAUGCUCGGUGUCAUAUCGAAACAGACCCACCACGCUGCGCAAAUCAUUGAUUCGGCUAUAAGUCGUGCGCGAGGCUUACCUGUUCAUACCAGUGUACCUCCAACCUUCGAAUCGGUUGAGAAGACUCUAAUAAACGCAGUAUCAAACAUGAUUAGCGAGAUGCAAGCUAAACAGCAGCGGCAAGCGACGUCCGCAUCUCCCGCACCAGCCGCACCUCCUGUUGCAAAACUAACCCCGGCACCAAGUGCACCAACUCCAAGUCCAGCACCAGCAACCAGUUUAGAUACCGAAAUUCAACGGAGAGUUAGGAAUUUCCGAGACACAAUGGUUGUCGCUCUUAAGAAGAAGACAGACCAGGCAGAGGUUAUUGUUGACUUGGCUAUAAACCGAGCACAAGGCUUACCGAACACUGGUCCCAUUCAAGGGUGGGAAGAAGCAGACAGGCUGAUGGUCAAAUCUGUUACACAGAUAAUCGCGGACGCGCGGAGGGCCCAUAGUCUCCAAUCGCAACCUGCACCAGCAGCGAUCUCUCAGUCAACCCCUCAGCCUCAGCCUUCGCAACAAGCCCCGCGGCAGGGACCAUCUGCAUCUCCAGCUCCAGCGCAACCAUUUACGCCUACAGCAGGCGCUCAAGCCAACUACGGAGCAGCUUUCAAUGCCCCCAGUACGCAGCCCCCUCCGCCGACGUCAAAGCCAACACCACCAUCAAUAUCUCGCCCUGGUGUCACAAUUCAACGCCCAACCCCAAUGGGUAUUGCACGCCCCGGGGUGAGUCCAAUAUCUCGACCCCCUGUCUCCCGCAGGGAUUCCGCUGUCGCUUCCCCGUCGGUGCCGGGUCCGACUGCAGCACCGCCAACGCACAAUGUUUCUAGUCCGGCACCGCCAAGUGCAGGUGUUGUUGACCAGAUUACCGGACAAAAGCGAUUAUAUGAUGACGCGUUUAGUAAUAGCACUGGUCCCACCGACAGACAUGAGCCUAUCCAGACCCCCGCUCCAGCACUCUCUCGCGAUAGUGUCGUUGAUCAGAUCGGGCAAAAGGGACUAUACGAUGGUGGGGUUAGUAACAGUAAUGGAGGUAAAGAGAACCCUAAGACUAUCGCACCGGCACCUCUACCCAACAUGUACAGUCCAGCACCCCCGAGCGCGGGCGUUGUUGACCAGAUUGCUGGUCAAAAGAGACAACUGGACGAAGGGCCCGGAAGUACAAACUCGGAACAGCCCGAAGCUAAGAAACCGGCUCUUUCUUCGGCCUAGAGGCGGAUAAGUAGAAUGAGCAAGUGUUUACUAUAUGGUCCUUAUGCGGGUACUAAGGAUGAUUGCCGCGCUUAUAUGAUGGAUAUCAAUCGACAAUUGGGACUUCCUUUUAGCACCGCUAUAUCCUUGCCUCGGAUAAUAUCCAGCAUCGAAUUUUGGUCUACUGCAGCUGAGCGUAUACCCAUUACCUACUACUUCUAUACCCCCAAGGGAAUCAAGACGAGAAAAAACUAGGCGAUCGGAAGUUUUUUUUUCGCGACGAGUUUCACGAGAUACGAACUUCUCUUCUCUUCUUCCACCCUUCUAUUGGGAUGUUCCGUAGCAUGGAUAGGUACUUUUUUCGUGGAGAGAAAUAGAAUACUUGU
Molecule: messenger RNA, 4654 nt
Organism: Annulohypoxylon maeteangense
Lineage: Eukaryota; Fungi; Ascomycota; Sordariomycetes; Xylariales; Hypoxylaceae
Exons: 1
Coding region: 186-4289 (1367 amino acids)
Biological process (GO): regulation of ribosomal protein gene transcription by RNA polymerase II
Cellular component (GO): nucleus
Molecular function (GO): sequence-specific DNA binding; protein binding; DNA-binding transcription factor activity
Source: RefSeq, a predicted model, not a curated record